AUGCUGAUCUCCUCCAUGUUCGAUGAAGUGCUCCACCUAGCAGUCGGACGGGAGACAGCCGCAGAGGUGUGGACGUCGAUCACAACGUCCCUAGGAUCCUCUACGCAAGCUCGCUGCGUCAGCCUCCUAGGCCAAUUCCAGUCGUUGAGGCAAGGGAUUUCAUCUACAGCUGAAUAUUUAGGACGUGCCGAGGUUCUCGUGGAAGCUUUGGCUCAAGCCGGCCGGCCGCUCUCCUCCACCGAGCAGAACCUGUAUGUGCUACGAGGUCUGCGUCAAGAUUUGUGGAUUAUGGCAGCAUCGCUCACUGCCACCAACAACGCCGUCUCACUCUCGCAACUGGCUGACUUCCUUCAGGCACAAGAGUUCAUCAUUUCUGAUGAGUACUCUGCAGUUGGCGACGGCAAUGGUGGUCACCCCACGGCCAUGUACGUAGGGCGCGGUCGUGGUUCGAGCGGUGAUGGCGGAAGAGGCUCCGGCACUGGGCAGCAGUGGUGGGGCGGUCGAGGUGGUAAUGGCCGCAACGGCCGUGACAGAGGUGGCCGGAAUGGCCGUGGCGCUCCAAGGUGCCAAAUUUGCCGUGCUCAAGGCCACACGACAAUAUACUGCUUUAAGCGGUAUACGACGCAGCCGCCGGCAGAAGCGCAUGUUGCCACUGCCGGCGAUCUCCCGGCGACACCAUCGGCUACAUCGGCAGACGGGUGGUACCUUGACACCGGUGCCACCGCGCACGCCACGCCGGAUGCAAGCAUGAUGUCCCGUUCGGAUGAGUACAACGGACCCGAUGUGCUACGAGUCGGGAACGGCGCAGGAUUCCAAAACCAGGGCAACUCUGCUUAA
Molecule: messenger RNA, 837 nt
Organism: Ipomoea nil (Japanese morning glory)
Lineage: Eukaryota; Viridiplantae; Streptophyta; Magnoliopsida; Solanales; Convolvulaceae
Exons: 2
Coding region: 1-837 (278 amino acids)
Source: RefSeq, a predicted model, not a curated record